Messenger RNA from Menidia menidia (Atlantic silverside), 2620 nucleotides. Lineage: Eukaryota; Metazoa; Chordata; Actinopteri; Atheriniformes; Atherinopsidae. The record is from the annotation of a GenBank genome assembly.
UCUCAACCCCGGCCAACCCCCAUUGUCUUGUUUUCUUGCAAACUGUUUAUUGAGUCUGCUGCAUCUCCCCAGCGCUGCUCAGCUACGUCACCCUGCACAGGGAGCUCCUCCGGGCCUGCAGGGGGCGCCGUGACCCGCUUCCGGGUCCCUGCGACCCGUUUCCGGGUUCCCACUGUGACGUCAUUUGCGGAAGCCUCCGUCUGGUCUGUGCCGGGCAGCGGGGAAGAGGCUGAGGAUGAGGCGUCAGUAAGAGACCGGAGACGCCGAACUACGCCGGGAGAAAGCGGCGGCCCUCCGUGGGCAGACAUGAAGACCGUGUUCGUGACCGUGGGGACCACCAGCUUUGACGAGCUGAUUGAAAGCGUUACGUCCUGCGAGGCUGCGCAGGAGUUAAAGGCUCGUGGGUACCAGCGUCUGGUUCUUCAGGUUGGAAGGGGUUCUCUUCUUCCAGCCGCUGACGCCUGUCCCCAGCUCAGACUGGAGGCUUUCCGAUUCAAAGACUCCAUUGCAGAGGACAUGAGGCAGGCUGACCUCGUCAUCAGCCACGCAGGAGCAGGAAGCUGCCUGGAGGCUCUGGGUGCCGGUAAGCCUUUGCUGGUGGUGGUGAAUGACAGGCUGAUGGACAACCACCAGCUGGAUCUGGCCAGGCAGCUGCACCAGGACCACCACCUGCUGUACUGCACCUGCAGCACCCUGACGGACACGCUGAGGAGCAUGGACCUCUCUGCCCUGCAGCCGCUCCCACCCGGACAGCCAAAGAACUUUGCCAGCUUUCUGGACAAGGCCCUCGGGGUUAAAUAAAUGUGCAUAAAACAAGUGAUCCGUCACGCAAAGGUGUAAUAAGUUUCACGCUGUCGUUUUGAGGACGAUCUGAUUGUACAGUAGACGGUUUACAAUGUUUUAUAUUUUUGUAAAUUGUAAUAACAUACGCCUUACUAAAAUUUAAUCUUCUGGUUCACUGAAUUGUGAUUAAAUUAACUUAGGUUGAGAUCUUUUUUUAUAGAAAAAAAGAUUUUUGAAAAUCUCUUCCAUAGGCUUUUUAAAAAACAGUUUAAAAGUGUCACCAUAAAUAUAUUUAGUGCAAAUUGUGUGGAUUUUGAGAGACAUGAAAGGCAUAUUCUGGAUCAAACAACAGUGGUUUAAAAUCGUAACCUUGAAGGUUGAUUAUCAUGUCCUUCAAAACCAAGCACAGCCCUCAGCUUUUUUUCAGUUACAGUUUGUUCACUGGAAGACGCGUCGUUUAACAGGAAAUUAUGGGUGAAAAGCAGCGCGUGCUGGUUUGUUACAGUAACCCUGAAGAGUGUUUACUGAGGAGUUCUGAGUCACAACAGGAAGCAUUUUUCUCAAAUCUGCUAAGUAGACUUCAGCUGCUAAAACAUUUAUCAGCAACCGGCAUCAAUCUCCAACCAGUUCUUUAUUCUAUCAGGAAAAGAAACAAUUUGUUAAAAAUUUGGUCUCGUCCCAAUUUAAAUAUGUUUUAAAUAUGUUUUGUGACAAGACAUGAGUCAGAGGGCUGUUGUGCUGUAGACAGAAAGUCCCGGCUGCUCUCCUCUGAAGGUAUUUCGCUGGAAUCAGGGAUUCCCUGCAGCAUUUAGAAUGGCAGCCUUUUUCACUUCCUCUUCAAUCGACAGCGUCGUAGCUGCCUAACCUAAACUGGCAGCUUCUGAGGAACACAACUAAUGAAACAAGAUGGCUCCACUUUUUUAAGUGUGGCCGAAUCAGAUGAGCCAUCCAGUUUCAUCAGCUCAACACAAGCUAUGGGCGCUUCAGCCGUGAUAAAGGCUACAGCACCUAAAACGAAGAGAAUUUAUUCCAGGCACGGGACUGAAACACUCACAAAUUGGACCUAAUAGAAUUAACGAAGGACAGAAAAUAACAUCUAAUGAAGCCCUUUACUUCUGGAUUUCACAGUACGUUUCCCUGAAAAACCACACACCUGGUCCAACGCUUUUCCUCUGUAUCAAUUCAGUACGUCCAGAAGCUUUCGGGUAAUUCAGUUGUUGACUGUGCUACAUAAGAAUCUGUUUACAAGGGGGAUAUUUUAGGCCACAGUCUGAUUCAGCGGCCUCGGCCCGAAACACAAUGUGAUUCACAUGAUGUUUGUGCCCUCUGCAUGCAAAUCUAAUAAAGAGGGACAUGCUACUAAAGCGAUUAGCUCUCUAAAGGUCGCAGUGCCUUCAUGUCUGACUGUCAUGUUCUACCUGUAGAUGCGCCCAUACAUGAAAAAUAUUUCUAUAAGUUCAUGAAAUCUUAAUAAGAAUAGAAUAUAAAAUCCUUUGUCAAUCACACAGUUGGGAGAUUCACUUGUUACAGCAGUUACAACCUAGUUACUACCUAGUAAAUACAAAAAAAUAAAUAUAUACCAAUAUAACAUUUUUGUAUACCUUUUGAAAAUACUUAAUUCACAGUUCGAUGUAUGGAAUAUAUUCUUGCAUAAAAGAUGAUAGAUAAAUGAUGGAACUGUACUUACUGUCGGUAGAAAAGUGUGCAAUAAGUGUUUGCAUGUUUGCAAAUGGUAAGAAUUUGGCUUUUUUUUCUCCUAACCUCAUUCCUCCAUUUAGUUUUUCUUGAAAUAAUUUCUUAAGAAGACAAUUCGAUUCUUUCCCAUUAAAUUAGAGAG